AUGAACGGAACACAAAGUUUUACAUUUUCAGCAACUUUGGAACCAUACUUGAAUAAUGUCAAGUCAAGAAAGAGACAAGCCAUCUUUCGUAUAUAUCUUGAUUAUCCGAAUUGUUGUCCUGAUGGUCAAUAUAAUACAGGAGUGCCAGAUUUUCUAUUGACAGGUGCUAAUCCAGUUACAUUUACAUCUUAUCCUGAUUAUGGUGGUGGUAAAUCACCUGAUUAUUCGAAUGAAAGAUUAGUUUCGUCCAUUGAACAAUUAAUUGCUGAACUUGCAAGAAAAUAUGAUGGAGACAAUAGAAUUGCAUAUGUUCAAGUUGGAAUUUUAGGAUAUUGGGGAGAAUUCCACACUUAUCCAAAUACUACAUUGAUGGCUCCAUUGGCCACAAGACUCCGAGUAUUGUCCGCAUUUUACAAUAAUUUCAAUAUUACAAAAUUAUUAGUUUCACAAGAUUCAAUGCAAUACUUUUGUCCACCACUUGCUGGAACGACUAAGAAUGCAGGAUGUGAUGUUUCGGUUACUUCAGCUCCGUAUCCAACAGUUUCGUAUCCAUCUAUUGGAUUCCACGAUGAUGCAUUUGCGGAUUCAACUUAUUCAGCAACCAGUGGUAAAGAUUAUUACUUUUACAAUAGAUUACAAUCUAGAAUUCCAGAUAUUAAUUCAUUCUUGACUGCUUCAAAUGGAGGUAAGGGAGGAGGAGUGAUGGGUGGUGAAUUAUAUCCAUCCUAUCAAUCGAAAAUAUUUAAAACAACUUGGACAGGUCAGGAUUUCUCACAAUGUGUUAAAAAGACCAAUGCUACAUGGUUGUUGAAUGAUUAUGUAUUUUCUACUUUGGCUAAUUCACCAACUACUGAAUGGUAUGCUGCAAGAAAUGCUUCAUUAAUGUUGGGUUAUGCAUUUACAUUGAGAAAUGUGGAAAUGACAAGUAUCACAAGUACUUCAUUGACUUUGACAUUUGGAAUGGAAAAUAUUGGAAGUGCACCAUUCCCAUAUUUGGAUAUUAAUUUGGCUGUUUAUUUGAAAAAUGCAACAACUAAAGCAUUGAUUGCUUCUAAUGAAGCUACUUCAAUUUAUCAAUUGACUCCUGCAAGUGGUUCACAAAAUAUUAAGGUAAAUUUAAAGUGGUCAACUCCAAUUACAACAAGCCCAUAUGUUUAUGUGAAUUUGAAGAGUAAGCAAGUUCCAUCAACCAUCCCAAUUGCAUUUGCUGUGAGUGGUGCUCCAACAGAUGGUUCAGAUUUUUUAGUCAUCUCAACUGUUGAGCAAAUUUCAACUAAUGGAACAACUCCUACCCCAUCUCCAACACCAUCACCACAAUCAUCUGUCAAGACAAGCUCUAGUACUGGAAAUAAUGGUGGAAUUAAAACAGGAAACUCUACUAGAACAGUUUCAGAAUCCUCCUUGAAUAGUUAUGUUUCAUCUUGGAUCAUAUUUGCCAUUUCUUUAAUUUAUCUGAUUUAUUAA
Molecule: messenger RNA, 1464 nt
Organism: Naegleria gruberi
Lineage: Eukaryota; Heterolobosea; Eutetramitea; Acrasida; Naegleriidae
Exons: 1
Coding region: 1-1464 (487 amino acids)
Source: RefSeq, a predicted model, not a curated record